This is a messenger RNA of Zea mays, 1864 nucleotides long. Its product is annotated as carbonic anhydrase. Bases 300 to 1271 code for a protein of 323 amino acids. Lineage: Eukaryota; Viridiplantae; Streptophyta; Magnoliopsida; Poales; Poaceae. The transcript is spliced from 8 exons. The record is from RefSeq and is a predicted model, not a curated record. Gene Ontology annotation, molecular function: carbonate dehydratase activity; zinc ion binding. Gene Ontology annotation, biological process: carbon utilization.
AUGCGGACACGAGGGUGCCGCGACGCGACGCGGACGUCUUUCUGCUCAAUUUUGUGGCCCUGUUUCCGGUGCUCACUUCCGUGCCGGUGACGGGUUCGAAGUGUCGUGCGCAGUCGGCGAAGAGGAUAGGCCUGCCACUCAUUGUCCGUGUCAUAUCUGGAGGUGGAGCAGUUGUCUUCUCUCUCUCUCUUCUAUAGAGCCAAUCGCAAAGCGCGGUGCUGUCAUGGAGGUUGGGAGAGGAGCACGUGGCCGUCCAGAAUCCAGUGAUCCACCACAACCGCCCGUCCAUUCUCCAGGCCAUGCCGCGCACGGCACUGCUCCGCCUCGCCGCUGCUUCGACGACGCGCGCGUCCUCGGCUUCCGCGGCGGCGCGGCGACUGUGCCCGUCCUCAGAGUCAGACGACGGCGGCGAGCGGCACGCGGCCGCCCGGAAGGAUGAGCUCCUCCCGCCGCCCCGCACGCCGCGCCCCGACGAGCGGCGGCUGUCUCGGCGUGGAGAGCAUCGGAGAGAGUUAUUAUCUGUCACAAUGGCCUCCAGAGACCACACUGGCUUGACCCGACAACUUUUGGAUUUUCAACAUGAUACAAUAGAUGAGGUAGGUGCAGAACACGGUCCAUUCAUGGAUUUGAAAGCGAGAUUCAUGGACUUCAAACAGAGAAACUAUGUGGAGAAUUUUUCAAAUUACCAAAAUCUUGCUGAACAGCAAACACCAAAGUUCAUGGUGAUUGCUUGUGCUGACUCCAGAGUCUGCCCUACCGCUGUUUUGGGGUUUCAGCCUGGCGAAGCAUUUACGGUUCGUAAUGUGGCGAAUUUGGUACCACCAUAUGAGCAUGAGGGAUCAGAGACUAGUGCAGCACUAGAGUUUGCUAUCAAUACACUCGAGGUAGAGAAUGUACUGGUGGUAGGCCACAGUAGGUGUGGGGGCAUCCAGGCACUAAUGAGCAUGAAAGAUGAUUCAACGUCCGGAAGCUUCAUUAAAAACUGGGUUUCAAUUGGGAAGAGCGCAAGGUUAAGCACAAGAGCUGCAGCUGGAAAUUUGAGUUUUGACAUGCAGUGCAAACAUUGUGAAAAGGAAUCAAUAAAUAGCUCUCUGUUGAACUUGUUAACAUACCCAUGGAUAGAGAAGAGGGUGAAUGAAGGUACUUUGAAUCUCCACGGAGGCUACUACAACUUCGUUGAUUGCACAUUUGAGAAAUGGACAUUAUUGUACCGUGAAGGGUUGGAAGGUGGAAGCAAGUACGCUAUAAAGAAUAGGUCCACCUGGUCUUGACCAAUGAAGGCCUCAUUUACUUGGGUAAAUUUCACUCUGCGCCCUGCAGUUAAGCAUGGUUUUGCUUUGCCACUACGCUGUGCAUUUCCGUCGCACCUUUGCUCCAUUGUGGUAUUGAUGUCCUGCAGAAGCGAGUCCCUGUAUCAAAUAACUGUGUCCAUUGCGAUGCAUGGCACUAUGGCACUAGCAUGUCAGCUUGCUGUAGUAUUGCAUACUCACGGGCAGGUGCAUCGGCAUUGUAGUUGUAGCAGCUAUUGUUUGAUACGUACAGGAACUCUCCACUGUGGAAGCACAAAGCCACAAUGGAGUGAGGUGCGACGCAAUGAACAAUAUGGUGGCAAAGUGAAAGUCUGUGGAACUACCGGGGGGCAAAGUGGAUUUUGUGCAACUAUUUGUGUGUCGUUUUCCGGUUGAUACCAUUGAGAAAAUACGAAUAAGUUACAGGAUCAGUCAUAGUGCAUGUAAUUGUCGCCACAUUUGGCGUUACCUUGUUAUUGUAAUUGUAACAUUUGUACCAUUUGUUGUAUCAUUAUAACUGUGAGAUACAAUACAAAUAUUAUACGGUCUCGGCAAAUUUGCUUGAUGACAGUGUU